Medicago truncatula (barrel medic) is the source of this 630-nucleotide messenger RNA. RefSeq lists its product as uncharacterized. NCBI's taxonomy places the organism in Eukaryota, Viridiplantae, Streptophyta, Magnoliopsida, Fabales, Fabaceae. Bases 1 to 630 code for a protein of 209 amino acids. The transcript has 2 exons. The record is from RefSeq and is a predicted model, not a curated record.
AUGAUUGUUACUGGAAACAAUGAAGAAGAAAUGAAGGUUUUUAAGAAAAACAUGAUGAAGAGGUUUGAGAUGUCUGAUCUGGGCAAUCUUACAUACUUUCUAGGAAUUGAGUUUGAAAUGAAUUCACAAGGAAUUCUGAUACAUCAAAGGAAGUAUGCACAAGAUGUUUUGAAAAGGUUUAAUAUGAUGAACUGCAAACUAAUUUCAACUCCAAUUGACACAAGAGUGAAAUUGUCUUUGGUAAAUGUUGAGAAAGAAGUGGAUCCAACUCUAUUCAAGCAAAUUGUGGAUUCAUUGAGGUAUUUGUGCCAUACAAGACCUGAUAUUGCAUAUGGUGUAGAUUUGAUCAGCAGGUGCAUGGUGAAACCUACCACCUCACAUCUAGUUGCAGCAAAGAGGAUUAUGAGAUAUGUGAAGGGUACUAGCAAUUAUGCCUUUUCAUGGAGUUCUAAGAAGGAAUCAGUAGUUGCAUUAUCUUCCUGUGAAGCAGAGUACAUUGCAGCUUCCAUGACAGCAUGUCAAGCUCAAUGGAUCAACAUAUUACUGAUGGAAUUGCAAUUGGUGAAGGAUGAGAAGAUGGAACUCAGAAUUGAUAACAAAUCUGCUAUAGACUUGGCAAAACAUCCAUAG